GCGCCGCUCUUUAAAGAAUGUGACCUGAGCUGGGAGCCACAACACAACUUUUAGAGAAGAUGAAAAGCAGCGUGUGCAGAUGUUUGUUCGGCCCGGCGGAUCACGACCAGCGACGCGGGGACUUGAAGCUGAAACUCGGUGAAAUGUCGGCGGAGAACAACGAGCGAUGGAACUUUAACUUCGUCACCGACACGCCGAUGCCGGGGAGGUUCGAGUGGGAGUCCACCCACGUCACCGCCGAGUUUUACCUGGAGAUGGAGGCGGCCUCCCCCGGGAGGGACUCUUCCACGCUGGAGGGGAGCAACCGCGGCAGCUCGUCCAAGAAACAUCCCGAUGAAGUGACGCCUGUCCGGGGGAGGAGGACCGUGCUGAAGGCCCGGAGGAAUGCAAGAAUCACAGACUUUUUUGUCAAGAGGAGGAGGACCUGCACAGAAAGCAAACUCAGCAACUUUGUGACAAGUUCCUCGGACACAUCUUUGUGCAAAACCCUGAGAUGAUCGUUUUGCCACUUCUACCCUAUAUGGCUAACAUACUCUUAACUCAUCGGGGGGCAAAGACUGAUUGUGCUUUCAGUGCAUUUUUGCUGUAUUUUGUUCCAUUUUACAUCGUUUUUCCUGUAAAAUCAACAUUUUGAUGUUCAAUAAGUUACUCCAAAGUUAAACAGGACAUUAAAAGUCCUUAAUUUUUUAAAAUGUCAUUUUUGUUUUUACUUAUUUUUGCAGAAAUACCAAACAUGUUGUCAAUAUUUUAACCCUCUGAAGGCCUUUUGAUCAAAUGUCACCGGUUUUAGUUGGUCUAAAUUUGCAUAAUGACUUAUUUAAUUUAGUUACUUGCUUUAAUUUAUUAGUUAUUUGCAUCAACAUUGUUGCUUUUUCUGCUUUAAAUUAUGCCUUUUUUUGUUUGUAGUUUCUCUUUUUUCCCUGUUUGUUGUUGUUAUUGUUGUCCUGUUCCUACAAUGUGCAGAAUGUCACAAGUGGCCCCCAGGCCUCACUCUGGACCCCUUUGCUGUACACCACGUAUGGGACUUUCUCUGCUGCUGUUAUUUAUAUUUUUAAUUUUAUUCAAUUGAAAAUGUGUAGUUCUUUAUUUAUUCUAUUUAUCUUCACUUUAAUUUAACAUGCUUGUUUUCUUUUAAUUUUAUUUUAAUAAUUAUUAUUGUUUGAUGAGUAGUUACUUUUUAUCAUUUUUAAAAGUACGAUGCUGUCUUUGUGAAUUAUAAGGAAAGCACCAGAUAAGUGAUGUGCAGAUGAAA
This is a messenger RNA of Entelurus aequoreus (snake pipefish), 1252 nucleotides long. RefSeq names its product cyclin-dependent kinase inhibitor 1-like. Gene Ontology annotation, cellular component: nucleus. The record is from RefSeq and is a predicted model, not a curated record. The coding region runs from base 60 to 497 and encodes 145 amino acids. NCBI's taxonomy places the organism in Eukaryota, Metazoa, Chordata, Actinopteri, Syngnathiformes, Syngnathidae. The transcript is spliced from 2 exons. Gene Ontology annotation, molecular function: cyclin-dependent protein serine/threonine kinase inhibitor activity. Gene Ontology annotation, biological process: regulation of cell cycle.